Larimichthys crocea (large yellow croaker) is the source of this 735-nucleotide messenger RNA. It is a transcript of the gene snrpd3l, whose product is annotated as small nuclear ribonucleoprotein D3 polypeptide, like. Bases 158 to 541 code for a protein of 127 amino acids. Gene Ontology annotation, biological process: spliceosomal snRNP assembly; RNA processing. Lineage: Eukaryota; Metazoa; Chordata; Actinopteri; Sciaenidae. Gene Ontology annotation, cellular component: spliceosomal complex. Gene Ontology annotation, molecular function: RNA binding. The transcript has 4 exons. The record is from RefSeq and is a predicted model, not a curated record.
UACUUAAUUGACCCACUGGUGCAUUUCGGGUAGGCGGAAAAAGGCUCCAAAAGGUUGGUGAAGCGACACACGCACGUUGCAGAGUCUGUGAAGAGGAAGAAACAACAACAAAGAAAAGCAGUUUCUCAGCUCGGAAUCAAGGAAGACUGUUUUAAAAAUGUCCAUCGGUGUACCAAUUAAAGUCCUGCAUGAGGCAGAGGGACACAUCGUGACCUGUGAGACCAACACCGGAGAGGUGUACAGGGGCAAGCUGAUCGAGGCGGAGGACAACAUGAACUGCCAGAUGUCCAAUAUAACAGUGACCUAUCGUGAUGGCCGCGUGGCACAGUUGGAGCAGGUCUACAUCCGUGGCAGCAAGAUUCGGUUCCUGAUCUUACCUGACAUGUUAAAGAACGCUCCUAUGUUAAAGAGUAUGAAGAACAAGAACCAGGGAUCCGGUGCAGGAAGGGGCAAGGCAGCUAUUCUCAAAGCACAAGUGGCUGCCAGAGGUCGGGGCCGUGGUGGAAUGGGAAGAGGCAACAUCUUCCAGAAGAGGCGAUAAUUGCUCAAGCUGUGUUAAGAUUGUUGCGUUGUAUAGUCUGUUUUUUUUUUUCUUUCCUUUCUUUUUUAAAUUUAAUUUUGUCUUUGGACUUCAAUCUCUAGAUUGAAUAUCUUUGGUGUUGUUUCCAACUCCAUGUUUUGCAGCGUAUUUCUUUGAUUUCUCUUUUUUAUGAAAAUAAACAUGUUUCAAUUUGA